Orbicella faveolata is the source of this 2466-nucleotide messenger RNA. RefSeq names its product mannosyl-oligosaccharide 1,2-alpha-mannosidase IA-like. Gene Ontology annotation, molecular function: mannosyl-oligosaccharide 1,2-alpha-mannosidase activity; calcium ion binding. Gene Ontology annotation, cellular component: Golgi membrane; endoplasmic reticulum. The record is from RefSeq and is a predicted model, not a curated record. Gene Ontology annotation, biological process: carbohydrate metabolic process; mannose trimming involved in glycoprotein ERAD pathway. Lineage: Eukaryota; Metazoa; Cnidaria; Anthozoa; Scleractinia; Merulinidae.
CCACGCGCCCUCAAAAAGAUAAUGGUCCGUCUCUUAUCUGUUCUUUGGUGAAACAGAUCCUGCUGAUGACAAGCACUUCUUUCAAUAAACCCUCGUCAAGCCAAUCAUAAAUACCAGGCGCUUUGGGUAUACUGUGUCAGCGGCAUUACUCAUUAUGGCGGCGUAAAGUUCUUCAAAGAUGGCGAUCUUGCCAACUCACCAUAACAGGAAUUUUCACCCAAUUCCCGUCCACAGAUCGGGACUUAGGCUUAGAGAAAAAUAUGUUUUAUUGUUAAUAUUUAUAGCUUUUCUUCUUUUAUGUUUUGGGGCAUUCUUUUUCGUGCCUGACUUGAGAGACAGGACAUAUUUAGAGGACGCGUACAAGAGGUUUGUUGGUGCCAGAGGCGACAUUUUGCCAAUCAAGGCUCCCAAAACACCGAUUGUUAAACAAGUAGCAGCAAAUCCACAAGUCGCUGACGCUACAGAAAGUCCUAAGCUUAAAUCUGAAAUCCAUGGUGAAGGAGCGUUUGACACGCCGGUGAAAAAAAUACCAAAUGUGGCUUUGAACCACAAAGAAUUGAUAGAAAUGAUAAAGAAGGAAAAAGAGAAAUUUAUUCAAGAGAAAAAAUCCCAGGAACAUGCUGAAAAGCAAGCUAAAAUUGAGAAAUUAGUAAAUAGUUCCAAAGUCGACGAAACUGGAGCGAAGGGAAUAACUGGGGGAGAACCUCUGGACGAAAUUACAAAAGAAAGAAGAAACUUUGUUAAAAGGGUGAGUAAGAUAUAUUUCUCUUGACGUGUUAACUCUUGAUAAGUGAUAUUGUGCACACUCACUUCUAGACACUAUUAAAAACCUGCAUAUUAAUUUUGUCGACUAACGAUUAGACGAGUGCCAAACAGUUGGGGCUCUAAGAGGUUAAAAAAUUUAUACGUUCAAAGUCUUUAUUUUCCCAGUACUUAAAAAUUCACAGAAGCAUGUAAAAAUAUGCGAUAAACAGUUCGAAAUAAAUUUAUGUUGCAACUGACUUGAUAAGAGUUUCCACAUUUAAUUUACUAUUUGCUAAUCUUGUUUGUUCGUGUUCGCAAAGCGCCCUAUUAAUAUUCUAAAUGAAUCGUCGUUACUUUGUAAACUUUUCCGCCUUUUCUCUUCGAAAUUGACAACGAUCAAAUUUGAAUUGAAAUAGCUUCUUAUUUUUUUUCCAUCCACUCUCAAGACCCUAUUUAAAACAGUGAAAAUUAUCAUUUAAAGCUGAAAUGUAUGUAAUGUUUACUUAGCUGUAGCUGCCUUGUAAGGAAGGAGUGUGAUCAGCUGUUGUCUCUCAGAUGUAGAAGAUAAAGAAAAUUUAUGAAAUUUGUGUUUAUCCGAGUUUUACAUAUUUCCAAUUUUGAGGAUUUGAUAAGUGUCAACUCCACCAAGAGCUAUUUGCAAAUUACUGUGUUGUGUACUGACAAUAGAUGGCUUUCACAUGACGUCAUUAAAUUCCAAAAUCCAAAGCUAAAGAGGCACAAAAGUUUUUAUCCUCAUCAGGCAUAAGGGGGUCUGAAUUUAUAUCUGUUUACAAGUGCAGUUUAACAUUCAGAGUUAUGGCAGUGCAUGACAUACCACUCUGAUCGCAUUUGUGGAAAAAUAUACACUUAUGUAGUGAUGUUAGCCUCUUAAGGAGUUAAAGUGUUAGGAAAAGUGCUUGUGUAAAUGUUUGUUUGUUCAGUUCAUAUAAUAAGUUGCCUAGAUGGCCAAAGUAAGUUCCAGAUAUUUACACUACUUUUCAGCCGCAUGUUGGUGAAGCACAGAGCUCCACCAACACGGCGACUCCAAACUGGGCUCUAAAUUUGCAAAACAUUUCGACGAAUGUCUGAAGUUUGGGAAAACGCAGAGACCUCAAACUUGGAGAGGGUCUUCUUUGCCUAUCUCCUAUAACAUUACUUGACUUUAUCCACUGAAUAGUUUUUUUAGUUAAUUUUUUUGUUGCAUGACAGUGAAAACCAUCUAUAUUCAAAAGUGUCUUGUAAAUUCCUAAAAAUGCACUGUCAAAGGUGUCUUGGAGUAGCUGAAUUUCAACGGGUCAACUUGAGAAUCGUUCAGGCUAACCAGAGUACUAUUCAAACCAACCAUUGUGAUAUCCAGGUUAACUGUUAACUGACUGCAAUUUGACCUGUGAGUCACUGAUUUAAAAGACAUGGAUUCAUGAUGCAUAUACUUGUGUGACUGAUAAAAACGGGGACCCCUCCUAGAACAGGACUUCUUCAAGUUAUUAUUACUUUUUUUAAUGUUUGUAGUCCUUGUGAAGUAAAGCUGCUAAAGACCACUAAAAGAGCCAAAUGAAUAUUAUUAACAAUAUGCUUUAGAUAUUGACUUAAUGAUAUAUAAAGGAUAAUCCAUGGGUGUGUGUAGAUAUGGAAUAUCUCUUACAGUGUUCAACUCAGUAUCUCAGGAGUGAGAUAUAAAGUUGAACACAAGAAGAGAUUUUCUAUAUCUACAAGCAACCAUAU